AUGGGCAAUGUUCCCACGAAAGAGCCCCGGUCCAGAUCCGGUUCUUUGAACUCACAUGGCACGAAUACUGGCGGCCGGUCCAGCAGGAGGAACACUGCACUUUCUGUUUUUAACCCUGCUUCUAUGAAAACCAGUAAGUCUAAAGAUAAGCUCAAGGCUCAGGCUCAGCACUACAACGACCUCGUUGUUCGUGUGAAGGAGCUGGUUGAUGGUGGAUUUUUGGCUCCGUAUGGUACGUACAAACUGGAUCUUGACUUUUCAACUUCUAUAGUUCGCGAUUUGAUCAUUGCUCGGAGAUUAGCUCCAUUCUACACUCCGUUGCAGGACUUUGACGAAAGUUGGAGCGAUAAAGAGAUUUUCAUUUUGAUUUCGCAAAUGCCUCUUCAUGCCGAUGAUGAUGCUUUUGCUGAGGAAGAGGAAGAACUUGACCCCGAGGACCAUAAGAUCCAUCGGUCGCUGAACUACUAUAAACGUCAGGAACAAAAGGCAAAGAAACGUGAAAUGAUCGACAAAAUGAAGGCAGAAAGGAGACAAAAUGAUCUUGAUUAUCUUACUGCCCGCAAAAGCAGCACGCAUAACGAGGACUUGUCGCUGCAAGACCUUAUCAUCAAAUUGUACAAGACUGCAGUAGAAUGUCCAAUCUGCUUCUUGUAUUUCCCUGAGCCAAUGAACUACAGCAGAUGCUGCCGGCAGCCCAUCUGCACUGAGUGUUUUGUUCAGAUUAAAAGACUCGAACCUCACCCCCCUCAUGACGACCCUGGUCAGCAAGAUAGCAGUGAGCUACCGCAUACGCUUAUCUCUGAGUGUGCCAAUUGUCCAUAUUGCGCCACAGCUGAUUUUGGUGUGACCUAUGAUCCUCCACUAGAUGUGCAUGUCGGACUAGGCACCACGACAAAACCGGGCGAUUACAGAGAGCCAACAAUAGUCGAAACUGUUGCAGAAGGAGCUACUGAUAGUGCUGUUGACUCUUCCGAUGAGACUGAAACUCAUUCCGUGCCCCCACCAACUCGCCAUGUGAAACCUCGUAGACGCUCCUCCAUCUCAGCUGACUCGAAGUCCGUAAUUACCACUGACUUCAUACGCCCUGAUUGGGAGCUGAAAUUAGCAUCUGCCAGAAGUAGAUUAGCACGCAAAUCUGCCACAGCAAGCGCCAUACAUGCGUCAAGUUUAAUUGUCACUGGAGAUAGUGCCACUGGCAAUGGCAAUCGUCUGUUCAUAGAUUCUCUCGAAGACAAGAUGGUUGAAGAAGCCUUGAGGCUCUCACUUCUUGAAGAGGAAGAACGCCAAAAAAAGUCGCCGGGUAGUUCCUCGUCCUGA
Messenger RNA from Australozyma saopauloensis, 1317 nucleotides. It is a transcript of the gene SIP5, whose product is annotated as Sip5p. NCBI's taxonomy places the organism in Eukaryota, Fungi, Ascomycota, Pichiomycetes, Serinales, Metschnikowiaceae. The coding region runs from base 1 to 1317 and encodes 438 amino acids. The record is from RefSeq and is a predicted model, not a curated record. The transcript has a single exon. Gene Ontology annotation, cellular component: cytoplasm.